Molecule: messenger RNA, 221 nt
Organism: Funneliformis caledonium
Lineage: Eukaryota; Fungi; Glomeromycota; Glomeromycetes; Glomerales; Glomeraceae
Source: the annotation of a GenBank genome assembly
ACAAUAAUAUUAUUACAGUUCUACGUGAAGUUAAAGAAAGUAAUCUAAAUAAAGAAAGAGAUAAUGAUCAUAUGUCUAUUGGACCUAUUCUUAGUUUAGAGCUGAAAGGAUUAGACUUUGAAAAGUAUCCUCUAAUAAAUUCUCCUAUCAAUCUAUCUGUUAGAACUCAGUUUACCUUUUGGGAAACUGUUGAACAUUAUUUAAAGGAAUAUGAAAGGUAA